AUUUGUUUUGACUGUCCAAGUCGGUGUCAAGUAUUAAGCCUGGCUGCCAUUGCGCAAGACGUCUGCACUCUACAGAGCAAUUUAGGGUACAUAGUUGCGACGAAAUGAAUUCCGAAAAUAACCCUCCACCGCCGCUAACGGCGGAGGCACUAGCGCAGCUCCAAGAAGGCAUCGCCCUGGUUCUGGCUCGAUGGGCUUCUCUACGGAUCGCCGUCGAACAGGAGUGGGGCGGCCCCACAUCUCGAGAGAAGUACGAUGAUCUUGCUGCGCGAAUCUUCUCCUUUUUUACCCAGUCUAAAGAAAAGGUAUACGUCUAUGAUUUAGAGGACAUUCUAGACGAUGUUAUGAUUUCUUCUUUCAAUACCGAGCUUGAAGAUGGAAGCAUUGAGGAGGUAGCAGAAAAGUUGAUGAUUAUGCACGAACAGUGUGCUGAAGGUAACUUUGAAUCCAUUAUUGAUCUUAAGAGAACAAUGCCCGUGAAUUCUGCUCUUUCUUUUAAAAGACAGUUUGUUAGAAAUGAAGAUGAUGAUGAUGAUGAUGAUGUUGAGAAUGAUAUGAUGGGAAACGAUUCAGAUAUGGCAGUGGAUUCUUUAGAAAACAAAACAAGUAUGGGUCAAAGAGAUAUGAUGGUGGAUGAAUCAAUGGCAGCCACUCCAACUGAAGACGGCUGGACGGUAGUAUCCUCAAGGCGUAAAAAUGGUAGAAGAAAUUAAGCAUAUAGCUUCCAACAAAUUUUGCAUCAUGUAUUUUUCUGUUGAUCUGCCUUAGAUGUGUUGUAUCUUGUGUUUUAUAGUAAUGUUAUACUGCUUAAAUGUGGUGUUUUUGUUCGGUCUACCUGUUUUUUAACUCCUUAUGUUCUUCAUUAAAGGAUGAAUUUUUGUUUGCUGGUUAUGAAAUAAAGCAUAUUAGUGUUUUUGAGUUGCUUGAUUGUUGCAGAAAAAAGUUUCUAUUUCUGAAAGUUAUUGCAAGUUAUUAGGA
Messenger RNA from Cuscuta epithymum, 978 nucleotides. The record is from the annotation of a GenBank genome assembly. Lineage: Eukaryota; Viridiplantae; Streptophyta; Magnoliopsida; Solanales; Convolvulaceae.